CGCCUCGCUUCGGCGGCCGGCAGUGCCGCCGUCGCCCUCCCCCGCCGCCGCGCGGCUUUGGAGCACCCCCUACCAAAACACGAGACCGUUCCGCCUGGCACCACCUCGCCGCCCACCACCGCCCCGCACGAGCGCCCAUUCCCCAACCCUCGUCGGGGCCGCCGGUCGACAGACCAACCACGGCUAGGAGUCUCUGGGAAAGCCAAGGCGAUCAACUUGGAAGAAGCACUUUGGUUGGUGCCAGUUCACUGUCCUCGUGGUCGAUGGCCAACUCUCCGUCUUCAUGGUUCAGCGGCACCUGCAACUGAUGCCGUCGGCCGUGUAUAUCCUAACAUCCACCUCAAUGGUACACUCCAUGCCUUCUACCCUGCAACUUUCCAAAACCUCAUCAACCUAAACAAAAACAAUCUUGUUGUAUCGUCCCUGAAAACUUAUUUGCAUAAUCUGAUGAUUUAGUACUUAAGCUCACAUCCACAGGGGCAAACUAAGAUGAAGGGUUGUACUCGUUUUUCUUUCUUUGUGACAUUUUGGAGGCACCGUGAGCUGACAUACACAUAGUCAGUCAUCGGUUAUGACCUUACUGGAGACUACUAGUCACUUCCCUGUGAGGCUGGGAAUCAGGAUGCCCAAGAGUGUGGCCUGAAAGCACUGACUCUAGAUUUGUUAUUUCCCUCCCACGACCCCAACUCUGAAGUCUUUGCACCCAUAUACCUGUUCAGCGAUAGCAUCACAAUGUAUUUGUACUUUUGUGCAAUUGUGCAUUCGUUCUGUGUGUACUCUAUCUAUUUCCAAAUGCAAUGCAUAGAGCACCCUGCAGCUUGCCAUUUUCUUACCAACACUAUAACCUGCUGCAAUGGCACUGCAGAAACUCUUCCACAUCUCAGUUUUCCUGCUAGUAUGCGCAGCCAAGGCAAUCAACCCUGAAGCUGAAGCACUACUCCGAUGGAAGUCCACUUUGAUUGGUGCCAACCCGUUGCCCUCGUGGUCAAUUGCCAACUCUACGUGCUCUUGGUCUGGCGUCACCUGUGACGCUGCCGGACAUGUUACCAAGCUCCACCUUUCCGGCUUUGGGCUCCAUGGUACGCUACACGCCUUCUACUCUGCUGCGUACCAGAAUCUCAUCAAGAUCAAACUCAACAGCAAUAAUCUUGUUGGCACCAUCCCAGCAAACAUAUCCCUUUUGCCCACGCUCACCAUUUUGGACUUGAGCAACAACAAUCUUGUCGGUGCCAUCCCCUACCAACUCAGCAAGCUACCAAUAAUUGCCGAGGUUAAUCUGGGAAAUAACCAAUUGACUAACCUAGAAUAUGACAAGUUCUCGCCUAUGUUCAGCCUGAAGCUAUUAUCUCUAGCUAACAAUGAUCUCAGUGGAACCUUCCCACAAUUUAUCCUCAACUACACCAAUGUGAGGAUGCAAUUCCUUGAUUUGUCAGGUAAUGACUUCUCAGGGCUGUUACCAGAUUCACUGCCGGAAAUGGUCCCAAGGUUGAGGUAUCUAGAUCUGUCAGCUAAUGGAUUCUCUAGCUUGAUACCUCGCUCACUCUCGAGGCUCCAGAAGCUUGAGAUACUGCUUCUCAACGAAAAUAAUCUUACAGGAGGGAUCCCAGAGGAGCUUGGGAUGGUACCUGGAUUGCGAGUUCUUUCACUAAGCAACAAUUCACUUGGUGGGUUGAUCCCAGGCUCUCUUGGGCAGCUUCAGUUACUAGAGCAACUCAAUAUCAGAAAUGCUGGUUUGGUUUCUACUCUUCGACCCGAGCUGGGGAACCUUACUAAUCUCGAGCACUUGGACCUGGCACAUAACCAACUAUUUGGAAGUUUGCCACCAUCUUUGGCCAGGAUGCAAGCAAUGUCCUGGUUCAUUGUACAUGACAACUAUAUCGAUGGUACCAUCCCGGCAGAGCUGUUUUCAAACUUGACCAACCUCGCGGUAUUCGAUGUAGCCAAAAACUUGUUAGCUGGAAGCAUCCCAUCGCAGAUUGGUAACUGUAAAGAGAUAAUCACUCUCCUCCUUUCAAACAACAACUUUACUGGUUCCAUCCCAGUAGAGAUGGGCAGCUUGCCGAACUUGCAGUUUUUGGUCAUGUCAAAGAAUCACUUUACUGGAGUGAUACCAUCUCAUAUCGGCAAUGCAACAUCUUUGAAAUUCCUUGCCAUCAGAUCCAACCACCUUGACGGAGAGCUUCCUGCAACCAUGUCCGCGCUGAUAAAUCUUGUUGCUCUCAUCUUGUCUGGCAACAAGUUUACGGGUAUCAUACCUAAUAUUGACAACAGGCAGUUGCCGUCUGUCAAGGCGGCCAAAAAUAAAAACAACAGCAGCUUCAUGGGAGAAUUGCCAUCUGCCUUUUGUCAGUUAACACUUUUGCAACUCUUGGAUCUAUCAAACAAUCAGUUGUCUGGUGAGUUUCCUGGUUGCUUUUGGUACUUGAAAGAUUUGCAAUCCUUAGAUUUAUCGAGCAAUGCUUUUGCUGGUGAAAUUCCUACCUCAAGUUGUAAUUCUUCACUAAGGUCCCUGCACCUAUCAGACAACAACUUUACAGGUUGUUUUCCAGCUGUGUUGAAGAACUUCAGAAGCCUUGUUAUUUUGGAUCUCGGGAGCAAUAAUAUCUCUGGUGUAAUUCCUGCAUGGAUUGGGCAAAGCAAUCCUUUGUUGAGGAUUCUUGGACUCCGAUCAAACAUGUUCUAUGGAAGUAUUCCCUGGCAGCUAUCACAACUCUCCCAUCUCCAACUGCUUGAUCUAGCUGAGAAUAAUUUUAUAGGUUCCAUACCAGAAAGUUUCCUCAACUUAUCCUUCAUGAGGCAGGCACCCACGGUGCAGCCAGGUAUAAAAAUCAUCCUACAAUAUGCCACCUUUGGAUAUAUAUACAGUGGCACUAUGGUCGUAAUUUGGAAAGGACAGGAUUACAUUUUCCGGGGAAGAGAUGCAUUUGUGACAGGUAUUGAUCUCUCUGCCAAUUCUCUUUUUGGUGUUCUACCUCUGGAGUUGACAAAUCUUAGAGGCAUCCAGUUACUAAAUAUGUCAAGAAAUUGUCUAUCUGGUAGUAUUCCGAAGGAUAUCGGCAGCCUAAAGUUUUUAGAAUCUCUUGACCUCUCUUGGAACAAGAUAUCAGGUCCUAUUCCUUCUAGCAUAUCAAACCUGAUAUUCCUCAGUUCCCUUAAUCUCUCGAACAAUCUUCUAUCGGGACGGAUACCUACAGGGAAUCAACUCCAAACAUUGGAUGACCCGUCAAUUUAUAGCAAUAACCUGGGACUUUGUGGCUCUCUAUUGAACAUUUCAUGUAAACAUGGUUCAAGUCCAACGACCACAUCGGAUGUGGGAAAGGAAUAUCAUGAUGAACUUGAAACCAUGUGGAUGUACUACUCAGUGAUUGCUGGAACAAUAUUUGGUUUCUGGAUAUGGUUUGGCACAUUGUUUUUCUGGAAGCCCUGGAGAUGUGCUUUCUUGAGUUGCAUAGAUGCCAUGCAACAGAAAGUUAUGAGGAAGAUGAAGCAUAUCCGAGGUAUAGAAAGUUGUCCAAGUAUUGAAUGAUACCACAUCAAAUGAAGAUGAAGCAAGAUGUAAGCGUCGUGAUAAUUAUACCUGUUUCUGUUCCCAGUACGCUCAAGAAUUACCAAUGUUCCAGUGGACAUAUUUUGCUCAAGGUUCUAGACAAGUUUGUUGUGUAGCUUUAGUCAGGGUAAUGGUUUGUGUCUCGCUCAUGCUUUUGUAAGUGUAUGUUGUAA
Triticum dicoccoides is the source of this 3720-nucleotide messenger RNA. Its product is annotated as LRR receptor-like serine/threonine-protein kinase GSO1. The record is from RefSeq and is a predicted model, not a curated record. The transcript has 2 exons. Gene Ontology annotation, molecular function: protein binding. The coding region runs from base 854 to 3526 and encodes 890 amino acids. Lineage: Eukaryota; Viridiplantae; Streptophyta; Magnoliopsida; Poales; Poaceae.